Molecule: messenger RNA, 414 nt
Organism: Penaeus vannamei (Pacific white shrimp)
Lineage: Eukaryota; Metazoa; Arthropoda; Malacostraca; Decapoda; Penaeidae
Source: RefSeq, a predicted model, not a curated record
CAUAAACUCGCAUCCUUUGUCUCCUCCGCAGAGUUAGAGAGAGUGCAGAGUGGGAGACGAAGUGAGGAGAAACGAGCAGUUGAAGUGACCAAAGAGAAGUCCAUCAAAGUCACAGUCAAGGUGCUGGUGCCGACGCGGGAACACCCCAAGUUCAACUUCGUGGGCAAGCUGCUGGGACCCAAAGGCAACUCCCUCAAGCGGCUUCAGGAGGAAACGAUGACCAAGAUGGCGAUCCUGGGACGCGGCUCCUUCAGGGACAAGGCGAAGGAGGAGGAGUUACGUAAGAAUCCUGACCCGAAGUACGGACACCUGCAGGAGGACUUGCACGUGGAGGUCACCGCCCACGCGCCUCCUGCCGAGGCCUACGCCAGGAUCGCCUACGCCCUCACGGAGAUUCGUCGGUAUCUGGUGCCG